Molecule: messenger RNA, 2100 nt
Organism: Durotheca rogersii
Lineage: Eukaryota; Fungi; Ascomycota; Sordariomycetes; Xylariales; Xylariaceae
Product: DUF1977-domain-containing protein
Exons: 2
Coding region: 514-1596 (360 amino acids)
Biological process (GO): cellular response to misfolded protein
Cellular component (GO): endoplasmic reticulum membrane
Molecular function (GO): Hsp70 protein binding
Source: RefSeq, a predicted model, not a curated record
UUGGUCGAAUCCUACACCAGCAACAACUUACGACCUAUCGCCUCUGUCGCUUCAGCCUCGACUCCAAACCACUCAACGACACCACUACGACGCGAUAGCCCUCUCUGACCUCUUCCAUCAAGGCCAGGCAACCGACCGUUCUCCCCUACUUAGUCGCUUGAAGUCUACCCAUUCUAAUAGAGAAAACCCUCUCUCUGACUACCUCUAUCUCCACCUACCGCUCUCUCUUCAGACGAAGACGCUCGACUUUCUCUUUUCGACGCCCUUGUACUGUGUAUCACCAGGUCUUUACGCGGUACACAGGUUCUCACCUACACCCCACGCCCUCCAAUCCUGGAUAAACAAUCGGAGCCUUGCAUACAACACGUAUCUGUCUGCCUAGGCGUUCUUCGGACAACACGCCGUCUCACCGACAACCACACCUGCGAAGACAGCCCAGUUGUAACUGUCAAUCCAUCCAUCCAUCCAUCCAUCCGCGUCUACACUUUCUCCUAAGAGCGCGCUGUUACGGCCAUGCCUAGCGCAACAGCCUCUGGCUUCGACGGCUCGUCGGGCGGCUCGUCCUCUCGGUCGCGGGAGCACAACCAGGGAAACCAGGACCGCAAAUAUACCCCGGAGCAGAAGGCCGCCGUGCUGCGGAUCCGCCGAUGCAAGGCCACCGCCUUCUACGACAUCCUCGACCUCGAGACCGUGCGCACCACCUGCACCGACUCCGACAUAAAGAAGGCCUACCGCAAGCAGAGCCUGCUGACCCACCCGGACAAGAAUGGCCACGAGCACGCCGACGAGGCCUUCAAGAUGGUGAGCAGAGCUUUCGGCAUCCUCGGCGACAAGGACAAGCGCGAUAAGUACGACCGCUUCGGCACCGACCCGGAUAGCCGGUUCGAGAGCGCCAGGGCCCAGGCGGCCAACCCCUUUGGCGGCUUCGGCAGUCCUCGGGGAGCCGGGCCCGGAGCGGGGUUUGGUGGUGGGGGCAUGUUCGAGGAGGAGAUCAGUCCGGAGGAGAUGUUCCAGCGGUUUUUCGGUGGCGGAUUCGGCGGGCCUUUCGGCGGUUUCGACACGGGCCCACAAUUUGUAUUCAACAUCGGUGGCAACAGGGGUUUCCGCGUACACCAGAUGGCGGGCGGCCACCCGCGAAGGCGUCCCCGUGAGGCUGACGGUCAGCAGCAACCACAGACGGGAUGGGACACGCUGAUUAGUUUACUGCCGGUCCUGUUCCUCUUCCUGUUCCCGCUACUCUCGUCUCUCUUUUCGAGCGGCGAGACGCAGCCGGCGGUGCCGAAGAUGGCGUUCGAGAUGGCGGUUCCGCCGCUGACGCUGCACCGGACGACGCCGAAGCUCGGUGUCGACUACUACGUAGACCCGGCGACGGUGGCGGGCUGGAACGACUAUAAGUUCCGCCAGCUGGAUAAGGAGGCCGAGGUCGGGUUCGUGCGCACGCUGCGACGCCACUGUGACACCGAGGUCCGUACCAAGCGCGAACUCAUCGACAAGGCGCAGGGCUGGUUCUUCCCCGACCCGGAUAAGAUGAAAAUCGCCGACCAGUUCGAGUUGAAAUCGUGCAAGCGACUCGACGCACUCGGCGUGUCGCGGUAGCAGCGACGGGAGCCGCUGUCCGCCUGCUGCGGAAACGCAUAAGGCAGCUACACAUCUGGGCCGUCCCGUAGCUGCUGCUACCGCUUCUGCAGGGACUUGGAAUUCCGUCGGCGUCGUUGUCAUUUGUUGCUUUCAGUCAGUCUCGUCGGCUGGCUUACUCGUUUGGUAGUCGUGAGGUACUAUUAAGCGUGAUGGGUAGUGAGCCAACUCCGGGGUGGCGAGCGGUUUAACUAACUACCUCCACGUCCCGUCUAAUUCGCUUGUCCGCCUCCCUAAUACCUACAUACCUAACCGCUCACCUGGUCACGCUCGGCCUGCUCUAGGUUCUACCUAGAUCGAUUCCUCUACGUAGUUCGCCACCCCAGUGUACGCUCCCGAGAUGGGUGGAGGGGGGAGUCGGGAUGAGAGAUGAGGAAGAGGAGGAGGGGAAAGGGGGGAGUCGGAAAAAGACUUACGUCAACACGCACCUUACGAAGCCGGGAGGGUAGACGCGGAGGGGCAAGG